AUGCCCGGGAUGGUGGUGUUUGGCCGGCGCUGGGGGAUCGCCAGUGAUGACCUCGUGUUCCCCGGCGCCUUUGAGCUGUUCGUCCGUAUAAUUUGGUGGAUCGGCACCCUGAUCCUGUACACGCUUCAUAAGGGCAGUUUUGACUGCAGCGGCGGUGGUGUUCUCCACAGCUACCUCGUCGGACUUUUGGUCUUGCUGGCACUGAUCAUCCUGUCACUGUGUGCUAUUGUCUACGUCAGUGCGCAAGGUACCAUCAUGAACCCUGGCCCACGGCGCUCCAUCCCUGCGCUGGUGUACCUGCGAGCGCUCCUCUACAUCCCUGAGCUGGUGUGGGCCUGUCUGGGGGCAAUGUGGGUGUCCGAUGACAGCCAAGGCUGUGAUCCUGCCACGGUGGGCGCUGUUAUUGCAGCGGUGGUUGCCAGCUGGGUCAUACUGCUCUUCACGGUGUUGGGGGUGCUGUUUGUGUUUGACCCACUUGGGGAUCCCCGUCCUCAGCCUCCUGCCAUAGAGCAGUUGGGCGUGCGAGACCUUCAGAGCAGCGAGGGCAGCCAGUUCCUGUUUACAGCUCGCUCCCUGGCCACUAAGGUGUGGGAGAGCAGGCUGCGGCUGCUGUGCUGCUGCCUGCCGCAGGACGAAAGUCACAGGGCUGCCUUCUCCAGCAUCGCCCAGCUCGUCAGUGGCUUCUUCUCUGACACAGACCUGGUUCCCAGUGACAUCGCAGCUGGUUUGGCUCUGCUUCACCAGGAGCAGGACAAGAUGGAGCAGUGCAGAGACCCAGAUGAUGUAGUGAUUCACAGCCCCUCUUCCCCCAUUGGUGAGGAUUUUGAGAUGGAGUUGGAAAAAGCAGCCCACUGUAUGCAGUUUGCUGCCGCAGCCUAUGGCUGGCCACUGUACAUUUACUCCAACCUCUUUACUGCUCCCUGCAAACUCAGUGGAGACUGCUGCAGGAGCCAAACCGCUGAGUAUGACAUUGUUGGAGGAGACCAUCUCGGCUGUCAUUUCUCAUCGAUCCUGCACAGUACAGGUCUGCAGUACAGAGACUUUAUCCAUGUCAGCUUCCACAACCAGAUCUAUGAGAUCCCCUUCUUUGUGGCUCUGGAUCAUAAGAGAGAAGCCGUUCUGGUGGCUGUCAGAGGAACGCUGUCACUCAAGGAUGUCCUGACCGACUUGUCUGCUGAAUGUGAGAACCUGCCUGUGGAGGGAGUGUCUGGAGCCUGCUAUGCUCACAAGGGCAUGUCGCAGGCAGCCGGUUACAUCUAUAAGAAGCUGGUCAAUGAUGGCAUCUUGAACCAGGCUUUCUCCAUCGCACCGGAGUAUAAACUGGUCAUCACAGGCCACAGUCUGGGUGCAGGCACGUCUUCCCUGCUGGCCGUCCUAUUACGCAAUUCCUUCCCCACCCUGCAGUGCUACUCCUUCUCUCCACCAGGGGGCCUCAUGAGUAAAGCGUUGGCUGAUUACUCUAAGGACUUUGUGGUUUCUGUUGUCCUGGGGAAGGACCUGGUGCCCAGAUUAAGUAUCCCUAAUAUGGAGGAUUUGAAGAAAAGGAUACUAAAAAUGGUGUCAAACUGCAACAAGCCCAAGUACCGCAUCCUGCUGCAGGGUUGUUGGUACGAGCUGUUUGGAGGUGACCCGGACGACUUCCCGACUGAGAUGGACAACAGGAGGGAAGAGGAGCUGAGCCAGCCGCUGCUUGGGGAGGAAUCACUCAUCAUUCGCCACUCAUCGUCCUAUCAAAGCCUGGCUUCGGAGGAUUCCCCCGCCCACACUCCUGCCCACCUACCCCUCUUCCUGCCUGGUCGUAUUCUGCACAUCACAGAAGAAGGACCGUCUCGGAGGUCCUGUUUUUCCCAGGCCAGAUACCGGGCCGAGUGGUCCAGUGAAAUGGCGUUCAGGAGCAUUUUGAUAAACCCAAGGAUGCUGACAGACCACAUGCCGGACGCUGUGCUGCACGCACUCCGCAGUCUGACCAGCGACAGGUCGUUCUCCCUCUGCCCGUCGUCAACAACCAACAGCCAUCAGAAUGUAAUCUGAAAUGUACAGCACAGACUGUCCUCCUCAUACCUGCUGUCACAGCCCCUAUCUUUUGUCCACUUCUCUCUGUGUGUAAGCCACUCUGCUGUUUUGGUCUGAAAGGAUCGUCUGAAAUACUAAUACACCCAGCCUGUGAUCACAGCCCCUCUCCUUGUUUUGGGUCCAGGCCUGAUCCUUCAGCCUGCUCUCAAACCCAGACAUUUGGAACAUGAUUGUCAUGAAAGAAAUGAAACCAUGGAGAUUCACCUGUCACGAUCUCUAUAAAUGAAUCUGACUCAUUAAGACAGACCACUGUCUCUCGUGGACAUGGAUGUUGAAUUGCACUUUUAAUUUAAUUUAAUGCAUAGGAUUUAUUGAUAUUUUAUUACUUUCAUAUUGAACAUAAUGCCAUGAUCAUUGAAUGUGCUUUGUGUACAAAGUUAGAUAGUGAUGCAGUUUUACUGUAAUUUCCGUGCUCUGCAUUUUUCGUUGGUAAUGCUGGUAGAGGCGUCCCUUGGUCACUGAUACAGUGACAGAAACGGUCUUCCUCAUCUGUGGAAAGGUCUGAUCCAAGAUGUGAGUGAGGAUUGAAGGUCAGUGUGUACCUCAAACCUGACUUUAACAGUGUUAUGUGUUUGUAGCAUAGUAAGUGUGGUUUGUUUAUUUAAGUUGUUGAGACUUUGAAAAUCAGGGUGAAUAGUGCCUAUGCAUCACAGAAGAACAAGUCAACAAUAUUGCUUUACAGAGGAAAAAUGCUGAAUGCAGUGCAUUGACAAGAAUGUUUCUCCUGCAUUUUCUACAGUGCAGUUUGAGAAGUGCAUUAUGUUCAACAUAAAAGGGAUGGGUGUUACGAGUAAAAAGACUUACUUGCUAAAUUACAUUUUGUUGGAUACUGUUUACUUCCAAUGGAUAUUACAUGUCAUUUGAUCAGGUGAUAUAUAAACGUGGAAUCAGCUGUCUGCAUUGUCACAUCCUGAAUAGAUUACCGUGGACUCCUUGAUGCAAAUAAAGCAUUUUAUGAAGCACA
Myripristis murdjan (pinecone soldierfish) is the source of this 3037-nucleotide messenger RNA. It is a transcript of the gene daglb, whose product is annotated as diacylglycerol lipase, beta. Gene Ontology annotation, biological process: diacylglycerol catabolic process; neurogenesis; arachidonate metabolic process. The record is from RefSeq and is a predicted model, not a curated record. Bases 1 to 2031 code for a protein of 676 amino acids. Gene Ontology annotation, cellular component: cytoplasm; plasma membrane. The transcript is spliced from 15 exons. NCBI's taxonomy places the organism in Eukaryota, Metazoa, Chordata, Actinopteri, Holocentriformes, Holocentridae. Gene Ontology annotation, molecular function: triacylglycerol lipase activity.